This is a messenger RNA of Daldinia childiae, 3192 nucleotides long. Its product is annotated as putative glutamic acid rich protein. Bases 1 to 3192 code for a protein of 1063 amino acids. The transcript has 6 exons. The record is from RefSeq and is a predicted model, not a curated record. NCBI's taxonomy places the organism in Eukaryota, Fungi, Ascomycota, Sordariomycetes, Xylariales, Hypoxylaceae.
AUGGCUGCAAAAUUCACAUCCCUCAUUUAUCUAUCAAUAUGGCUGCUUGCGGGACAAGUGUCAUGUGGCUCCAUUGCAGCGUGGUGGAAUACAAGAGCUCCCAGCUUUAUUAUGCAGGACGAUGAUACUGGCGGUAUACGAUAUAGUCUCUGUAACGGCAACUAUACACCAAUAUUUCCAGAAGACAAGGCGCUCAUAGCUCCCUUCAAAGACCACCAGCCGAAAAACAAAACGGGGCUGUCCGCAACUGGGUGGAUGGAUGGCGAAACCGCUCGAGCAUCGAUUUUCUACAUGGAUAAUAACGAUCAGAUUGUCAAUGCGCUUCUGAAAUGCGAUUGGAACACGGGACAUUGGGAAAAUGCGGGCGAGUAUGUUGUCUCCGGAGGAGCUCCUAAAGUAGCGCCAAACUCGGGGUUAUCAGCGGUGCUGCUUGGAUCAACGGAAGGAUACCGAGUAUAUUACAAUGACCUCGAAGGGACUCUUCACGCAAUCGGAUACACACCUAGUACGACAUGGUCUUAUUAUGGUGUAAUCUCCCAUGAUGCAGCCUCUUCCCAGGCUAUUGGGUCUACUUUCUCCGGCAGCAAUAUCUCAGUUGUGAGGCCUAGAGAUGCCGAAAAUAUGGGAGUGUCAAAAUUCGAUGGUGGUGACAUGUGGCAUAUAUCAACCUUUCCACAGUCAUUAACACAAACGGGGAACCAUUCAACCAACGCAACAAAGGCGUCCGACCUCAAGCUCAGUUCCAAUAGCCCGAGCUUUAGCCUCCCAGCUUGGGAUGGUAACGCAUCUGCCCUCGCCGUAACCAUCAACAACAAGAAUACGCGUAGCAUUUUCUACAUCGGCACUGAUAAGAAAUUAUACCAAGUUAGUAACAGCGAUGGUAACAGCACCUGGAGUAUAGCCCCGCGCCCAGAUGACGAGGAUAAAUCUUGGCCCGUAGCCGAUGCGGCCGGUGCCCCGAUCGGCAUCGCAAGCGACACCGGGAGCCGUACCACCCGUUUGUACUACAUGAGCGGCGGCCGUAUGGUCGAGGUCAACGGCGACCACGGGAAGUGGCAGCCAUCCACCGUGCUACCUAACACCAACACAAGCCAAACUACUACAGCACAAGCACCAGCGGCGACAACUACAUCGCCAUCAGAUGAAGAUAAUGGGGGUUUAAGUGACGGUGCGAAAGCAGGGAUUAGCAUUGGCGUAACGCUAGGCAUUAUCGCGCUUGCGGGCACACCAUUUGUAUUAUGGCUUUUACGCCGGAGACAGCGGAGAAUCGACGAGGCAGCUGCGGCGGCGAUGGCGGCGGUGAGAAGAGAUCAAUAUAAGCCGGAAAAUGGAUAUGCGGGACCAGGACCAGCGUACGGUCCUGAUGGGACGCAGGCUGGGGCUCAAACGGCGGUUGGUGCCGACGGGUACGUGUACGGUGCACCACAGACUUAUGGAGGAUACCCACAGGCUCAGCCGCUUCAACCUGGAUAUGGACAGCAGCCACAACAAGGGGUUGCUUACCCAUCGCAGAUGGGUUAUGCUAUGACCUCGGAUGGUCGGUCCGAUGUGGACGACAGAUAUUAUGAGUCCGGUCCGCCGCGGAGGGCACCGGCUCGGGAUGAUGACUUCGAGUCCUUACCGCGACGUCGCAGCCCACCACGCAGAGCACCCGUGAGGGAGUAUGAAGACAUAAAUAUUCAAGUCCAAGACCGGGAACGAGAGCGAAAUGACCGCACUCCUGCAUUUCUUAGAGAAGAUGUUAGAAGGACAGAAGCUGGACCGCUAGUCCUGCGUCAGCGUGAAGUUGAGACAGUUGACCGGCGACGUCCUCGCAGCCCUAGUCCUAUUCACUACCGGGAGCGCAUUGUUGAGAGGGACCGUGAGCGGGCUCCUUCGAUGCCUCCGGAGCGUCGGCCUAGAUUUAUCGAACGAUCACCAUCUCCACCUCCCACCGCCGUGCGAGUAGAAUCACGCACAAUUGAAAGACGACGGGAAAGGUCACCAACUCCAGAGCGGGAACGGGAUCGAGAUCUCAUUCACCUACGAAUUGAACGUGAAAAGGAACGUGCUCCCUCACCUAGUCCUUCACCUCCGCCUCCACCUCCCCCACCAGCAGUCAUCCGAGGUCCUACAAUCGAGCGUGAGGUCAUCACGCACUAUCGUGACAUUGACCACGGUCUCAUACGGGCUAAACCUCCGACUCCACCCCCACCCCCGCGUACUGCACCGCCUCAAACUAGAGAGCGGGACAUAGAUAUCGAUAUUGAUAUCCGCCGUAAUGAAACAGAUGUUGACAUCCGCGAACGAACUCGGUCGCGAUCUCGCCCGCGUGUCGAGCGCCCUCGUCCGCGCAGGCAACCAACUUACUACGAUGAGGACGACUUAGUAAUUGAGAGAGACCACGACAUCCUUCGUGUAGACUCUCGACGAAGAGCUCACUCUGCUGCACCACCCCCAAGACCAGACUAUGAAGAUGAAGCUGAAUAUAUCACCGAUAAGAUCGAUUCACGGGGUCGUAUGGGAGAGGCAUGGAACGGCGCUACUAAAGACUGGACAAUCGUCGAUGUGCCACCCGGCACUGAGCGCGUGAAAAUGGAUGGUGCCGGAGGCGCCGCCGCCGAAGUGACCUGGCAGCGCUACAGCGGUGUGAGACGGUCUAAGUUCAUCCCUGAUCGGGAGGGAACACCUAUCAGCGCCGUAAGUGAACCAAUUCGAGAAACGAUUCGGGAAUCUUUUCGGGAACGCGAGCCAUCACGUGAACGAGAUCGGCUCAGCAUACAAGUAUACGACAAGCGAGAGAGAUCGCGCGACCGAGACGUUGAAGUUGAGGAGAUCCAAGACCGACGGAUUUCGAUCCGUGAUGGUGAUAGAGCGCCACCUCGAAAGCGUAGCGAGAUGUGGACCGAGAUUACUAAGGAUCUCGUGCUUCGUGAAGCUAUCGAACGGAUGGGGUACGAGUAUGAGGAGACAGAGUGGUUCUUCUACGUUAUGCAGUACCUACGCUAUGAGGACGUCCUUGAACUCGUGAACUUGUCUGACGACAUCCGCCGCGCUAAGCGACGCAGAGCCGAAGAGGCUCAGUGGAGCCGCGAUUGGGACCGACGACAUCGUCAUCGACAUUCCUUGAACUGGGAUACUGUCGAUGACGAGCGCAUCGUUGAGCGUGAGGUUGUGUAUGAUCGCCCGUCGCACCGCGGGUAUGCCCGUUAA